This is a messenger RNA of Pyrus x bretschneideri (Chinese white pear), 1873 nucleotides long. RefSeq lists its product as uncharacterized. The transcript is spliced from 3 exons. NCBI's taxonomy places the organism in Eukaryota, Viridiplantae, Streptophyta, Magnoliopsida, Rosales, Rosaceae. Gene Ontology annotation, molecular function: zinc ion binding; nucleic acid binding. The coding region runs from base 266 to 1687 and encodes 473 amino acids. The record is from RefSeq and is a predicted model, not a curated record.
GGAGCACAAACGCGGAAAAGUGUCCUCCCGCGGCACUGCCCACGCCACCGACACGUCUCCACCUGCUUCUGCUUCUCCCCUCCCCUCCUCCGUGGGCCCGCGGACUCAGCCAGCAUUUCGUCACUAUUUCUCCACCGAGUAUCCAGCCAGAGAGUAUAUAUUUUGCUGUUGUAACUGCAACCUCCAACCGCAAACGUUUAUUCUUUCUCGUUUCUGCACUUUACCAAGUCAAAGUUCAAAGCGCAACAAUUUAUUGAGUGAUUCAAUGGAGUUCAAAUUCCGAUCGGUGGACGAGAGGCCGCCGCCGCCUUCUCCCGCCGGCUGCUACUUCUCCUGCUACCAACCCGCAUUCGGAGGCCAGAUAGCUAUGUUCCGAAAUCCGGAUAUGAGAUUGAACCUGGACCCGCUCCACAACCCGAGGUCCGUCCACGACGAGAUGAUCGAGCGCCAGCUGGAGAAGGAGAGGAUCAGGGAGGAGAUUAUUGCAGCGGAGAUUGUGCGAAGGCAGGCUCUCGAAGCGGAGGUGAGGAGAGAGCUCAUGCUGGAGCGGGAAAUCGCUAUGCGAAGACCCUCUGUCGAAGGUCUCGGUUUUGAUCAGGUCCGGUUCGGGGCGGUGCGAUUCGACCAGAGAGUCCACCACCCCUUCGAUGAUGACCAGUUCGGAUUGUUUGCUUCUCUUGCGCCCGCCGCAUUCGAUAGGGGAACGUGGCGGCGGCAACAGGAACCUUUGACCAAUGGCUUCAAGGCGAUUCCGGCUCCUCCUCCUGUUUCAGACCUCAACAAUAAGGACAAGUUGAUCUUACUGGCGAAACCUGACCCAAAUCUCUCCGGAGUCAGGCGGAAAACACCACCAACGGUGGGUGCUAGUGAGCUGCCUCCAUUUGGGUUGAAAAAGAAACCCAAAGAGGAAUGGAGUUGCGCCCUGUGCCAUGUUAGUGCAACAAGUGAGAAGGGCUUGAUUCAUCACAUUAAUGGUAAGAAGCACCAAGCCAAGGAAGCAAGACUGAGAGCUCAGAAACCAGGCACGAGCUCCAGCAAUUCAAAAUUGUCAAAGAAAGCUGCAAAGUUUUCUGAGCCCAAGGAGGUUAAUGGUAUCAAAAGCACAAAAUUAAGGGCCAAACAAGUAUGGAAAUCGGUUGACCACAAUGAAACCAGCGAUGUUUCCAACCAGAAAAUGCACAAACAGGGCACUUCAAAGGGGGAGACGCCAAUGUCGAAAGUCCAGUGUGGAGAGGUUCUGAAGAAUAACGACAAGGUUAAAAUAGUGGACGGAGUGGAGAGAAAAGAAGACGUAAAGAAACAAGAGUUUACGUUUUGGUGUGAAGGGUGUAAAAUUGGUGCCUUUACUCCAAAGGUGUGGUCGUCUCAUAUAAGAGGAAAGAAGCACGUUGCUAGGAGUCAGAAGCUUACACAAAAUAAUGCGCCGAUUGCAAGUUUCAUGGCAUCAACUGAGGCCUGUAAGGAGGAAGAAGAUUCUGAUGCGGCCAAAGAAGCGCAUGAGAAGAUUCCAAUAGCAACCCCCAUAGCAUCAGAAGGGGCUAGUAAGGAGGCAGAAGAUGCUGAUGCGGACAAAGAAGCGCACGAGACGUUCAAAGGCCUCAUGAUGAAGCUAAUGAGAAUGCAUAAUGUUGCUCCGGCGAAACAAGCAAAUGACAGUGCAGAAGUUGUUGCGGAUACAGAAAAAUGAGCUGCAUACCCGAUGAUGAAUAAGUAGCAGAAGAGACUGGAGAGAUUUAGAAAUGAGUUUGUUCUAUUCUUUUUAUUUAAAAUUUCGGUUUGUAGUGGCAUAGAUUAUUUUCUGUGCACCAUUUUCUCCUUUUACGCGCCUUUCUUUUAUUCUCGUCUUUGAAUUAAAUAAAUCAUUAGAAGCGUA